Microcebus murinus (gray mouse lemur) is the source of this 11859-nucleotide messenger RNA. NCBI's taxonomy places the organism in Eukaryota, Metazoa, Chordata, Mammalia, Primates, Cheirogaleidae. The record is from RefSeq and is a predicted model, not a curated record.
AUGACUGCCGCCCUCCUGCCCUCUCGUGCCCCAGCCCGCUUCGGGUGUAAACCAUGGGUUUGGUGCUUGCUUGUCAAUGACUCCCGUUGGAAAACCCGGACUCCUCCAGAGCUCGUGCCCACGGCGACGCGUUCCAUCGCCAGCCUGCCCCCGUUGCAGAACCCCCGGUGUGCCUUCGACGGAAGCGCCUUCGUGCUCCAGGGGGAAAGUGGCUUCCGGACCGCGCCAACCAGUGCCUGCCCCCGAGUGGCCCGCAGGACGCCUGGUCUUGCCUUCACGAGCCAGAAGAUCCACGGGGUUGGGUUCCCCCUGGCCGGGUCGGCUCCCGCGUCUGUCAAGACCACCGAGGGGGGAAAGCGAGUGUUUGAUCCGAGAGAGGUCGGGCCAAGGCGGGAUGCAAUAUACCCCUUCAGGCUGCUGCUCAGCGUGCGGAACGCUCGGGAAGAACCGGUCCCAUCCCCGUGCAGGAACCUCGGGGAGAAAAACCGGAUUCCCACGCCGUGCAGGAACUCGGGGAAAAACCUGGAUCCCCAAUCCCCCCGCUUCGGGUGUAAACCAUGGGUUUGGUGCUUGCUUGUCAAUGACUCCCGUUGGAAAACCCGGACUCCUCCAGAGCUCGUGCCCACGGCGACGCGUUCCAUCGCCAGCCUGCCCCCGUUGCAGAACCCCCGGUGUGCCUUCGAGAAGGGGGAAGUGCUCCGGAUCGCCGCCAACCAGUGCUGCCCCGAGUGCGCCCGCAGGACGCCUGGGUCUUGCCUUCACGAGCAGAAGAUCCACGAGCACGGGAGCGAGUGGGCCUCGGCCCCCUGCAGCGUGUGCUCGUGCACGGACGGCAAAGUGCGAUGCCGCCCGCAGCCCUGCCCACGGCCGCCGUGUGGACGGCAGGAGCUGCAGUUCGUCCCGGAAGGAAGCUGCUGUCCCGUCUGCGGGGGCCCCGGCAAACCCUGCGCCUAUGGAGGCCGCCUCUUCCAGGACGGGGAAGACUGGCGGCUGGGCCAGUGCGCCCGAUGCCGGUGCAGAAACGGGGUUGCCCAGUGCUUCACGGCCCGGUGCCCGCCGCUGUUCUGUGGCCAGGAUGAGGCCGUCGUCCACGUGCCUGGGAGGUGUUGCCCGCAGUGCUCCGCGCGAUCCUGCUUGGCGGCCGGCCACGUGUACCAGCACGGCCAGCGGUGGAGUGAGGACGCCUGCACGGCCUGUGAGUGUGACCGGGGCCGGGCCAGCUGCCGCAGGCAGGCCUGCCCCCCUCUGAGCUGCGGGAAGGCCCACCGCAGGGCCCGGCGCCCCGGGCAGUGCUGCGAGGAGUGCCUGUCCCCUGCCGGGAGCUGCCGGCACGCCGGGGCCGUGCGGUACCAGGACGAGCUGUGGACGACAGGGGCCUGCGAGUUCUGCGUGUGCGACGGCGGCCGGGUGACCUGCCGGCCCGCGGUGUGCGCCAGAGCGCAGUGUGCCCAGGGGGAAGAGUUGGUUCACUUGGACGGAAAGUGCUGUCCGGAAUGCGUUCCGAGGAGCGGUCACUGUGUCCGCGAGGAAAACGGGGACCCUAUGUCCUCAAAUGCUAGCGCAGUUAAACGUAUUCCAGACGGGGAGAAGUGGGAAGACGGCCCGUGCAGAGUGUGCGAGUGCCGAGGGGCGCAGGUGACCUGCUACGAGCCCUCCUGCCCGCCGUGCCCGGUGGCCACGCUGGCCGUGGAGGUGAAGGGGCAGUGCUGCCCUGGCUGCACCUCAGUGCGCUGCCACCCAGACUGCUUGACCUGCUCCGGCUCUCCGGACCACUGCGACCUCUGCCAGGACCCCACAAAGCUGCUGCAGGGCGGGCGGUGUGUGCACAGCUGCGGGCCGGGCUUCUACCGGGCUGGCAGUCUCUGUGUAGCCUGCCAGCCUCAGUGCGCCACCUGCUCCAGCGGGCUGGGGUGCUCGUCCUGCCGGCCGGCCCUGCUGCUGCAGCUGGGACAAUGCGUGGACGCCUGUGGGGACGGCUUCUACCGGGACGGCCACUCCUGCGCAGCCUGCGGCCCGUCCUGCAGGAGCUGUGGCCCCGGCGGCCCCAGCUGUCUGGCCUGUGCUGGGGGGACCAUGCUGCUCAACGGGACCUGCCUGUCCGCCUGCCCGGGCGGGCACUACGCAGACGCCGCGGGCAGGUGCAGAGCCUGUCACGGCUCGUGCGCCCGCUGCUCGGGGCCGGCCGCCUCCCAGUGCACAGCCUGCGCGUCCGCACACGCCCUUCGCCAGGGACGCUGUCUGUCCAGCUGUGGAGACGGCUUCUACCCCGACCGCGGGGUCUGCAAAGCCUGCCACCCCUCCUGCCUGAGCUGCGUGGGCCCGGGGCCCUCCCAAUGCACCGGCUGCAGGAAGCCGGAGGAAGGGCUGCAGGUGGAGCAGCCGUCCGGGCCAGGGGCCCCCUCUGGGGCCUGUCUCUCCCGGUGUGCAGCCGGGUUCUACCUGGAGAGCACGGGGCUAUGCGCAGCGUGCCACGAGUCCUGCUCCGGGUGUGCGGGGAGGAGCCCCCACAACUGCACGGCCUGCGGGCCGCCCCUCGUGCUGCUGGCCGGCCGGUGCCUGCCCCGCUGUCCGGACGGCUUCUUUGACCAGGACGGCGGCUGUGCAGAAUGCCACCCGACCUGCAGACAGUGCCGUGGGCCGUCGGAAUCGGACUGCAUCUCCUGCCACCCUCACGCCUCGCUCAGCGGCGGGAGCUGCCGGACCGGCUGCCGAGAAGGGCAGUUCCUGGACCUCGCGGGACACUGUGCUGACUGCCACCCGCUGUGCCAGCUCUGCACCGCCAACCUCCACAGCCCAGACGGCAGCCUCUGCCUGCAGUGCCGGGACCCCGGCCACCUGCCGCUCGGGGACCUCUGCGUUCCCGCCUGCCCUUCCGGAUACCACGAGCAGAGGGGAGCUUGUGAGAGGUGCCACUCCUCCUGCAGGGCCUGCCGCGGGCCGGGCCCCUUCUCCUGCUCCUCCUGCCAGGCCAGCCUCGUCCUGUCCCACCUGGGCACCUGCAGCCCCACCUGCUUCCCUGGGCACUACCUGGACGGCAGCCGCGCUUGCCAGCCCUGCGGCCCCCACUGCCACAGCUGCGACGGCCCGGCCAGCUGCACCUCCUGCCGGGACCCCCGCAAGGUCCUGCUCUUCGGGGAGUGCCGGGACGAGGGCUGCCCCCCGCAGCACUACCUCGACUUCCCCACCAACACCUGCAAAGAGUGCGACUGGAGCUGCGAGGCUUGCAGCGGGCCACUGCGCACGGACUGCCUGGGCUGCAUGGACGGGCUCGUGCUGCAGGAUGGGGCCUGCGUGGAGCCGUGCGGGGCCGCGCACUACCGGGACGGCGGCGGCCUCUGCAGAAGCUGUGGCAGCCACUGUCUGCAGUGCCAGGGCCCCCAGGAGUGCAGCCGCUGUGAGCCGCCCUUUUCCUGCUGGAGCCCGGUCCGGUGUGUGCGGGAGUGCGGGCAGGGCCACCGGGCGGACCUCGAGCAGCGCUGCACAGCCUGCCCUCCCGGCUGCCUGCAGUGCGGCCACGGAGACCGGUGCCACCUCUGCGACCACGGGUUCUUCCUGCAGACCGGCCUCUGUUUCCCCAGCUGUGACCCGGGCUCCUCCAACGGGACCUGUGCCGGCGGGACUGGCGCCCCCAGUCUGCAGGUGAAGGGGACCCUGACCCUCCCGAUCGGCUCCGAGAAGCCGCUGGACUUCUCCCUGCUGGACGUCCGGGCCCCGCGGGGCCGGGAGGGGCACCUGCGGUUCCACGUGGCCAGCCCCCCCUCCAACGGGCGCCUGCUGCUGCUGCACCCAGACGGCAGAGACCUGCAGCUGGGCCGGGCCGGCCGCUUCCGCUGGAGCGACCUGAAGGAGAGGCGCGUGCGGUUUGUGCACAGCAGGGAGAAGCUCAGGAAAGGCUACUUCUUCCUGAAAAUCAGCGACCAGCAGUUCUUCUCUGAGCCACAGCUGGUCAACGUUGAAGCAUUUUCAACACAGGCCCCCUACGUGCUGAGGAACGAGGUCCUCCGCGUGGGCCGCGGGGAGGCGGCGGCCAUCACCACUCGGCUGCUGGACAUCCGGGACGAGGACAACCCGCAGGACGUGGUGGUCCGGGUGCUGGACGCCCCCCGCCACGGCCAGCUACGCCACUCCCUGCGGCCGCCGCCCGCGGGCCCCGUGCGCCAGUUCCGGCUGGAGGAGCUGGCCCGGGGCCUCCUCCACUACGCCCACGACGGCUCGCAGGGCCACUCCGACGCGGCCGUCCUGCAGGCCGGGGACGGCCACUCCUUCCGGAACAUUCUGCUGCAGGUGCAGACCCUGCCCCAGAACGACAGAGGCCUGCGGCUGGUGGCUGACCCCAUGGUGUGGGUUCCGGAAGGCGGGAUGCUACAGAUCACCAACCGGAUCUUGCAGGCCGAGGCGCCCGGCGCCAGCGCCGAGGAAAUCGUCUACAAGAUCACGCAAGACCACCCUAAGUUUGGGGAGCUGGUCCUCCUGCUGGACAUGCCGGCGGACAGCCCCGCGGCCGAGGACGGAGGGCAGCACCUGCCGGACGGGAGGACGGCCACGCCUGUGAGCUCCUUCACGCAGCGGGACGUGGACGAGGGCCUCCUCUGGUACUGGCACUCCGGGGGCCCCGCCCAGGGCGACUCCUUCGGCUUCCAGGUGUCCAGCGCCGGGGACGGGGGGAGCGAGCUGGAGAGCCGGACGUUCAACAUCGCCGUCCUGCCCCGGACGCCCGGCAGGCCGGAGCUCUCCGCGGAGACGUCCCUGCACAUGACGGCUCGGGAAGACGGCCCGACGGUCAUCCAGCCUCGCUCCCUCCCCUUCGCGAGCCCCGAGAGGCCGAGCAGGGAGGUCGUGUACAACAUCACGCUGCCUCUGCAGCCCGAGCACGGGACCGUGGAGCACAGGGACCGGCCUCACUCCCCCGUGCGGCGUUUCACGCAGGAGGACGUGAACCAGGGCAAGAUCCUGUACCGGCCCCCGCCGGCGGCCCCCCACCUCCGGGAGAUCACGGCCUUCUCCUUCGCAGGUCUCCCAGAAUCGGUGAAAUUCCACUUCACAGUUUCAGACGGGGAGACCACCAGCCCGGAGACGGCCCUGACCAUCCACCUGCUUCCCGCCGACCCGGCCCUGCCAAGGGUCCAGGUCACGGCUCCGCCGCUGCGGGUCAGCCCUGGCGGCAGCGCGCCUGUAGGACUGGAGCUGGUGGGAAGAGACGGGGAGACAGCGCCGGAAGAACUCGUCUUUGAGCUCCAGAGACCUCCCCAGCACGGCGUGGUCCUGAGGUCCACGGCGGGGCCCCUCGCGCCCCUGGCCGCAGGCGACAGGUUCACCUACGAGGACGUGAAGACAAACGGGCUGCGGUACCAGCACGACGGCUCCCCGGCCCGGGAGGACGCCUUGGAGAUCUCCGUGGGGGACGGUGCCACGGCGACCUCGGUGGACGUGAGAGUGGAGGUGUUGCCUCGGGAGACACGGGGGCCCCGGCUGGCCUCGGGCUCCUCUCUGAGCCUCACCGUUGGCAGCAAACGCUCGGCCGCAAUCACCCGGUCUCACCUGGCCUACGAGGAUGAUUCUUCCCCCGACGCAGAGAUCUGGAUCCGGCUGAGUUCUCCGCCCGAGCACGGCAGGCUCCUGAGAACCUCAGGGCCGGGGGUGGAAGAGCUCUCAGAGCUUGCCAACUUCACCAUGGAAGACAUCAACAACGAGAGAAUUCGGUACUCGGCGGUGUCUGAAGCCGACGGCCGUCUGCUCACUGACGGCUUCCGCUUUUCUGUCUCUGACUCGGACCACAACCAGCUGCACCACCAGGAGUUCACCGUCACCAUCACGCCUGCCGAACACCCGCCCCCCAUCCUCGCUUUCGCGGACCUCAUCACGGUGGACGAGGGGGGUCGGACCCCGCUCUCCUUUCACCAUUUCUUUGCUACGGAGGACCAGGACGGCCUCCGGGGAGACGCGGUCAUUACGCUGAGUGCCUUGCCCAGAUACGGUUGCAUCGAGAACGCGGGGACAGGCGAUCGUUUCGGCCCCGAAACUCCCAGUGGCCGCGAGGCGGCGUUCCCGGUCCGGGACGUCCUGGAAAACUACAUCUACUACUACCAGAGCGUGCACGAAAGCGUGGAGCCCACCCACGACGUUUUCAGUUUUUACGUGAGGCCAUGGCAACGGGCCCUUCGAGAUCGCAGCAUCGACAUACACCAUCGAGGGAGGAAGAAUGACGAGCCCCCCACGAUGACCCUGGGGCCCCUCCGAGUGCGGCCGGGCGAGGCAGCCGUGCUGACCAACUCCUCCCUGAGCCUGCGGGACCUGGACACCCCGGACCACGAGCUGGUGUUCGUGUUGACCAAAACACCCGACCACGGUGACCUCGUCCGGAGGAGGGUGCCUCCCAGCCCCUGGAAGACGGGACCCGUUAGCUCGGGGCUCCUCCUUCACCUACCGGACGUGCUGGCCGGGCUGGUGGGGUACACGCCCCGUGAGCCCCCGUCGGGGGACGAGUUCCGGUUCUCGCUCACCGACGUCCAUGUGGAGUCCGGGAGGGUGGAGAUCCCGUAGAAGUUCCCACCGCCGCACCCCUACCUGGCUGCCAACAGAGGCCUGCGGCUCUCGGCAUCCUUCACCCAGGCCGACCUGGCCUCGGGGACCGUGCAGUACGUGCACUCCGGCGGGACGGGGUCGCCCACAGAUGCCUUCGGCUUCACGCUGUCGGACGGGGUCCACCAGGUUGCAGACACGUUCAGCAUCACCAUUCGGCCGGUGGACGACUCACUGCCCGUCGUCCAGGACUGGGGCACCCGGGUGCAGGGGGGCUCGUGGAAGACCCUCUCCGAGUCCGAGCUCACGGCGGUGGACGGGGAGACCGAGACCUCGACGGCGGGCCCCCGGCAGUUCGGGAUGGACGUUUUCCCGGAGGACGAGGUCACGCCCAGGGUCGUCACCAACCUGGGGCUGCAGUGGCUGCAGUACGUGGACGGCCAGGCCACCAACCUCAUCACGAGGAGGGAGCUGCUCACCACGGACCCGGACACCCCCGACCCCCAGCUCGUCUACCAGAUCACCGCCGGCCCCCGGCACGGCCGCGUGGAGACCAGCCUGCAGCCCGGCAGGGCGGCCGCCGCCUUCUCCCAGGAGGACGUGAACUUGGGCCGGGUCCGCUACGUGCUGCUCGGGGACAAAGUGGGGGAGACGGCGGACAGCUUCCAGUUCCUGGUGAGGGACGGCGAGCCCCACGUGGUCGGCGGGAACACCUUCCACGUCCGGUGGUCGCUCCUGAGCUUCCAGCACGCCAGUUACAGCGUGAGCGAGAGGGGCGGCUCUGUCAGCCUCACCGUGCAGAGGACGGGGCACCUGGGCCAGUACGCCAUCGUGCAGUGCCGCACCGCACCCGGCAACGCCACCGCCAGCACCGCGGGCAGCUCCCAGCCGGGCCGGCAGGACUACGUGGAGCACGCCGGACAGGUGCAGUUCGAGGAGUGGGAGGAUGCCAAGUCCUGCUCCGUGGCCAUCAACGACGACCCCGUGUUCGAGGGCCCGGAGAGCUUCGAGGUGGAGCUCAGCACCCCGGCCUACGCCCUGCUGGGGGCGGUCCCCCGGGCGACCGUCGUCAUCCUCGACCCCGAGGACCAGCCCACCCUGGAGUUCGACAGGGACACCUACCGGGUGGCCGAGAGCGCCGGCUUCGUCUACGCGGCCAUCGAGAGGCGAGGGGACGCGAGCAGCGCCGUGUCCGCCGUCUGCUACACGGUGCCCCGGUCGGCCAUGGGGAGCAGCCUCCGCGCCCUGGAGUCCGGCUCGGACUUUAGGUCCCGCGGGAUGUCCCCCGAGAGCCGGGUCACGCUGGGGCCCGGCGUCACCAGGGCCACCUGCGAGGUCAUGCUGGUGGACGACAGCGAGUACGAGGAGGAGGAGGAGUUCCAGGUCGCCCUGGCCCACCCGUCCCCCAACGCCCGCCUGGGGAGGCUGGCCUCGGCCACCGUGCUCAUCAGGCGGCGCCAAGCGAGCGCUGCAGCCGUGGUCCUGGGGGACUCGGCCUUCAAGGUGGACGAGGACGCAGGCACGGUGAGGAUCCCGGUCAUCCGCCAGGGGACCGACCUGUCCACCCUCACUUCCGUCUGGUGUGCCACCCGGCCCUCGGACCCGGCCUCCGCCACCCCGGGCGUGGACUACGUCCCCAGCUCCAGGAAGGUGGAGUUCGGGCCCGGCGUCACGGAGCAGUUCUGCGCCCUGACGAUCCUGGACGACACUCAGUACCCGGCGAUCGAAGGGCUGGAGACCUUCGUGGUCUUCCUGAGCUCCGCGCAGGGGGCCGAGCUGACCAAGCCGUCCCAGGCCGUGGUCGCGAUCAACGACACNNCGCCCUCAGUGCCCAGCAUGCAGUUCGCCCGGGACGCGCUGCGGGUGGCCGAGAAGGAGGGCGUCCUGCAGGCCCCGGUGGCCCGCAGCGGGGACCUGAGCUACGCGUCGUCCGUGCGCUGCUACACACGUGGCCUCUCGGCCCGGGCCCCGGACGACUUCGGGGAGAGGCCGGACGCGGAGGCCUCCCGCGUCACCUUCCUGAAGGGGGAGCAGGUGAAGAAUUGCACCGUGUACAUCCGUGACGACUCCGUGUUUGAGCAAGAGGAGCAGUUCAGGCUGCACCUGGGCCACCCCCUGGGGAACCACUGGAGCGGAGCCAGAAUCGGCAAGAGUCACGUGGCCACCGUCACCAUAUCCAACGAGGAAGACGCGCCCAGGGUGGAGUUUGAAGAGGCCGCCUACCAAGGUCCCGCGGAGCCCGGCGGGCCGGAUCCGGUGGCGGUUCUGGACGUCAAGGUGGUCCGCAGAGGGGACCACAACAGGACCUCCAAGGUCCGCUGCAGCACCCGGGACGGCUCGGCCCGGUCCGGCGUGGACUACUACCCGAAGAGCCGCGUCCUCACGUUCCGCCCUGGCGAGGACCACGUCUUCUUCAACGUGGAGAUCCUGUCCAACGAGGACCGGGAGUGGCAGGAGUCCUUCUCUCUGGUGCUGGGCCCGGAUGACCCGGUGGAGGCUGUGCUCGGGGACCUGCCCACAGCCACCGUGACCAUCCUGGACCAGGAGGCGGCCGGGAGCCUCAUUCUGCCAGCACCGCCCGUGGUGGUCACGCUGGCGGACUACGACCACGUGGAGGAGGUCACCAAGGAGGGAGCCAGGAAGGCCCCCUCGCCCGGCUACCCGCUGGUCUGCGUCACCCCCUGCGACCCCCGCUUCCCCCGGUACGCCGUCACCAAGGAGCGGUGCGGCCGAGCCGGCAUCACCAGUACGUCCGUGCACUUCAGCUGGGAGGUCGCCCCCACCGACAGCAAUGGGGCCCGGUCGCCCUUCGAAACCGUCAGCGACAGCACGCCCUUCACCAGCGUCAACCACAGGGUGGAGUUCUGGGUGCGCAGGCCGGCGGGCGGGGAGAGGGACGGGGUUCCCCCUGUGACCGAGACCCUGUCGGAUUCUUCCGGGUCUGUGCACGGCUCCUGGGAUUUCCAGCAAAGCAGGGUGCACGCUCGGAUCCACAUUUCCGUGCAGAUCCCGCACCAGGACGGGAUGCUGCCGCUCAUCUCCACGCUGCCGCUGCACAACCUGCACUUCCUGCUGUCCGAGUCCAUCUACCGACACCAGCAUGUCUGCUCCAACCUGGUGUCCGCCCACGACCUGCGGGGCGUCUCCGACGCAGGGUUCCUAGACGACCCACUCCACGCCAGCACCGCCCUGGGCCCCGGCUACGACCGCCCCUUCCAGUUCGACGCCAGCGUGCGGGAGCCCAAGACCAUCCGGCUGUACAAGCACCUGAACCUCAAGAGCUGCGUGUGGACCUUCGACGCCUACUACGACAUGACGGAGCUGAUCGACGUCUGUGGGGGCUCCGUGACCGCCGACUUCCAGGUGGGCAGACUCGGGCAGUCCUUCCUGACGGUGCAUGUCCCCCUGUACGUGUCACGUGUAGUCGCCCCCCCGGGCUGGGCCUCCCUGGAGCACCACACGGAGAUGGAGUUCUCCUUCUUCUACGACACUGUGCUCUGGAGGACAGGGAUCCAGACCGACAGCGUGCUCUCCGCCAGGCUCCAGAUCCUGAGAAUCUACAUCCGCGAGGACGGCCGGCUGGUCAUCGAGUUCAAGACCCACGCCAAGUUCAGAGGGCAGUUUGUCAUGGAGCACCACACCCUCCCCGACGCGAAGUCCUUCAUCCUGACCCCGGACCACCUGGGGGGCAUCCAGUUCGACCUGCAGCUUCUCUGGAGUGCUCAGACCUUCGACUCCCCGAAUCAGCUCUGGAGAGCCACGAGCUCUUACAACAGGCAGUGCCAGGAGAAGAGGAGGAGGAAGGAGGAGGAUGCUCUGCAGGCCCAGGCUCUGCGCAGCUGCAAGGUGGCGGCCGCGGGCAGGUGCAGCCCGGGCCGCGUGGACAGGGACAGGGGCUGCCCCGCGUGGGACGCCGGCCUCGGCGCCAGAGUGAGGAGGCUGAGCCCGGAGGCCAGAGCCCGCGAGGAUCUGCAGGAUGGGACAGAAGUGUGACAGGCAGGGCCCCCACCCCUUGCAGUUUUGCUCUGCUCUGUUUUUCCCAGAGUCUCGGUGUUUUUUUUAUAUAAAGCUGGGGCCGGGUGGGGAGGGAGGGGUAAAGGGGAAAUUGCUGGUAUUUUUGUAUCGGUCUUGCAGAGGGGAAAGAGGAAAAGAGAAAUAGAAAGGGAAGGGGACAGUCGAGGACGGCGGGCGCCACACCCGUAGGCUGGCAGGUGAGCUGCCUGGAGGAGCAGAGAACCACCGAGAAGCCCCAGAGAACUGGAACAGGGUUAUUCCUGUAGGGUUAUUCCUGUAGGGUUAUUCCUGUAGGGUUAUUCCUGUAGGGUUAUUCCUGUAGGGUUAUUUCCGUAGGGUUAUUUCCGUAGGGUUAUUUUCUGUAGGGUUAUUUUCUAUAGGAUUAUUUUCUGUAGGGUUAUUUCUGUGGGAUUAUUUUCUUGGCAUUAUUUCUGUAGAAUUUUUUCUGUAGGAUUAUUUUCUAUAGGGUUAUUUCUGUGGGAUUAUUUUCUAUGGGGUUAUUUCUGUGGGAUUAUUUUCUGUAGAAUUAUUUCUAUGGGAUUAUUUUCUGUAGGAUUAUUUUCUGUAGGAUUAUUUCUGUAGGGUUAUUUCUGUAGGGUUAUUUCUGUGGGAUUAUUUUCUGUAGAAUUAUUUCUGUGGGAUUAUUUUCUGUAGGAUUAUUUUCUGUAGGAUUAUUUCUGUGGGAUUAUUUUCUGUAGGAUUAUUUUCUGUAGGGUUAUUUCUAUAGGGCUAUUUUCUGUAGGAUUAUUUCUGUAGGAUUAUUUUCUGUAGGAUAAUUUUCUGUAGGAUUAUUUUCUGUAGGGUUAUUUCUGUAGGGUUAUUUUCUGUAGGGUUAUUUUCUGUAGGAUUAUUUUCUGUAGGAUAAUUUUCUGUAGGGUUAUUUUCUGUAGGAUUAUUUCUGUAGGAUUAUUUUCUGUAGGGUUAUUUCUGUAGGGUUAUUUUCUGUAGGGUUAUUUCUGUAUUUUGCUAGUGUCGGCAGCUGUCAGUGGCCCCUUCCUCGGGGCUGAUGGUAGGAAAUCAGCAGCUUUGGUGGCAGGACAGGAGCUUGGGAGUCCGGUUAUAGGACCGGGAAUGUACCAGGUCCCAGAGAGACCGAGCGAGUGCAGGAGUCUCAGUUUCCUCUCCCACCCACUCCCCCGGAUUUCUCCUACUUGGGCUUUUCCUGGGUUUCUGGACGGGAGAGCAGGAAUUGUUGACACCCGGAUUCCUUUGAAAAUUCUGCCGAUUCUAACUUGAAAUAGCUCCUGAAGAAGGGCCAAAAAGAAAGAAAGAAAGAAAAAUAAUAGAUAUUAUUAGAAAUUUAAAAAUAUAUAGUAUAAAAAAAUA